AUGUGUUUGUCUAGAAUUGGUCAGAUUGCUUAUGGGGGAUUUGCCCUAGCUUCUGUUGGCUUAAUUCUUGGUUCAAUAUUUACACCUGCAUGGCGACAAGUUGCGUCGAAUUUGCAGCAAGGCCAGCUUGGCCAAUUGCCCCCAUUGAAUAUGGGACUGUUUGCAUUUGCCUGUCAACGCUCAAGUGAUAACACACAGAGUGCAUAUAAUGGCAAUGUUCAAUCGGGUACAGUAAAUCAAGGCUACAAUACAGCAAAUCAAGGUUUUAACACAGCAAAUCAACAAGGAUAUGGAACAACAAAUACUAAUUAUAAUACUAAUUAUGGUAAUCAACAACCUAUACAACAAGUUAAUUCUGGUUCAACAGCCAUAACUGUUAGUACACAGAGUGGAACUCGUUAUUUGGAUUUGUGUAUUGAAAUGUGGAAUAACCAACCAUUAUCAGAAAAAAUAGUUAUUGUUUUAAUGAUUUUGGGUUUAAUCACUGCUAUAGGCUCUUUUAUUUGGAAUCUUUUAACAAUUUGUGCUUGUUUUUGUCAUGGAUCUAUUUUAAAACCUUUACCCGGACUUUCUUUUUCUUCUUUUGUUUUUACUUUAGUUGCUGUGAUUAUUUAUUGGUCACGUAAUAAUUCUUCGAUAAAUCAACUACAAAGUAUUACAAGUAUUCAAUCAUUGAACAGUCAAAGUGAUUUAAGUUAUAGUUUUUAUUUGGCAUGUGGUUCUGCUGUAGCUUCUCUUGCAAAUGUUAUUGUUGGAACUCUUGUUGUGUUUUUAGCUGAUAAAUGUAUAUAA
Messenger RNA from Meloidogyne enterolobii, 792 nucleotides. Lineage: Eukaryota; Metazoa; Nematoda; Chromadorea; Rhabditida; Meloidogynidae. The record is from the annotation of a GenBank genome assembly.